Messenger RNA from Fimicolochytrium jonesii, 716 nucleotides. Its product is annotated as clathrin coat assembly protein ap17. The transcript has 8 exons. Gene Ontology annotation, molecular function: clathrin-cargo adaptor activity. NCBI's taxonomy places the organism in Eukaryota, Fungi, Chytridiomycota, Chytridiomycetes, Spizellomycetales, Powellomycetaceae. The record is from RefSeq and is a predicted model, not a curated record. Gene Ontology annotation, cellular component: intracellular membrane-bounded organelle; AP-2 adaptor complex. Gene Ontology annotation, biological process: protein transport; clathrin-dependent endocytosis. Bases 202 to 633 code for a protein of 143 amino acids.
CCCAUCCGUCGCCCUUCGUUUUGCAUAGACAUUUCACUGGACUCUGGACUUUGAACUACUAGUCUUUGUGCGAUGGCAACAUCUGCCGAAAGCCAGAGUGACGAGAGCAAGCAAGAGAGAUAGCCUUCCCAAAAACUCAACUCACUUUUCGCAAAGGUCCCAUCUUUCCCCUCCGCCAGAACUACAAGAAACCCUGCAGAUAUGAUACGAUUUAUUCUAGUUCAGAACCGACAAGGGAAGACCAGGCUGUCGAAGUGGUACAUGCCAUUCGAAGAUGAGGAGAAGCAGAAACUGAAGGCGGACGUGCAUAAGCUCGUUGCGGCGCGGGAUCAGAAGCAUCAGAGUAACUUCGUUGAGUUCCGGAAUUACAAAAUCGUCUACCGGCGUUACGCAGGACUCUUCUUUUGCUUCUGCGUCGACACAAACGACAACGAGCUGGCGUACCUCGAAGCGAUUCAUUUCUUCGUCGAAGUCCUGGACGCGUUCUUCAGGAACGUUUGCGAGCUCGAUUUGGUAUUCAAUUUCUACAAGGUCUACGCUAUCCUGGACGAAGUCUUUCUCGCUGGCGAGAUUCAAGAGACGAGUAAAGGAGUGAUAUUAAGUAGGCUGGAUUACUUGGACAAGCUGGAGUGAAUACGGCUGUCGCUGUGGAACCAGCGAAGUUUUUGGUACCAUACUGUAGGUUAUGAAUGCAAUUACUUGAGACAGUCGUUGCU